AUGAAGGAUAAUCAAAUUGCACCUUGCGAUCCAUUCAACCCGCCAAAUGCUCCCUGCCCCAACGGCUACUCCUGUCAAUGGUCACUCUCAAAUCAACGUUAUCAGUGCUGUGGAGCGACACCUUUAACCACUCCGAAAUCCAUCGCUGCUCUUGGUUGUCCAAAUAACCAAGUCGCUUUUCGGGAUGUUGCCACCAAUGCUCCACGAAUUUGCACCGCAGCUUCUCAGAACUGUCCCAUAGGGUACUUCUGUCAAUUCUCGACGGCUAACAAUCAGUUCCAAUGCUGUGGGAUGUCCGGCGGUUGCCCCAACGAUUCAGUCGCUUUCAUUGGCAUUACUGGAGAACCUCAGAGUUGCGCUAUUGGACAGAGCACGUGUCCAAAGGGAUACUCUUGCCAAAGAAGUAUUACUGGAUCGCAACUUUGUUGCACUACAAAUGAGCCCACUUGUACUGAGAAGCAGAUCGCUGUCGAUGGUAUUUGCUUGAACCGAGUCUCCUUUGGCGAAUCCUGCACUAACCAGGUCCAAUGCCCAACUAGCACAAUCUGUAAAGAAGGCAAAUGCGCUUGCGGCGACGGCCAACACUUUGUGAAAGGUAUUUGUCAAGCAGGAUGUGGCGAUAAGGAAGUUGACGUGAAAGGCACCUGCCUACCCAAAGUUGAGAUUGGCGAAGUCUGUGAGGCUGACGAGCAAUGUCAGGGUGGUUCCAGCUGCGAUGGAGGUCACUGCGAAUGUCCCGACGGCGAGGAAAAGGUCGAUGAUGUCUGUGUCAUGAAGAUGAGCUCUCGUAAGGUCACCACAUGCCCCAUAGCUGGGCAGACACCUUAUAUCGACAAAUUAACAAAUAAUGUGCGUUUCUGUCAACCAAGCAAGAGCACCUGCCCCCGAGGGUUCACAUGUCAGUUCUCAGAAACGGCUCAGCAGACUAUUUGCUGUGGAGGAGGUGAUGUCCCGCGAUUCUCUAAGAUCACUGAACCAACUGGGCCUGACCCUGAUAUCGACAUUGAUGAGCCCACUACUCAUGCGCCCACCACUACAAGUUCAAAACCAGAAGUCUGCGAGAAAGGCUCA
Messenger RNA from Strongylus vulgaris, 1071 nucleotides. The record is from the annotation of a GenBank genome assembly. Lineage: Eukaryota; Metazoa; Nematoda; Chromadorea; Rhabditida; Strongylidae.